Molecule: messenger RNA, 4220 nt
Organism: Labeo rohita (rohu)
Lineage: Eukaryota; Metazoa; Chordata; Actinopteri; Cypriniformes; Cyprinidae
Gene: bcas3
Product: BCAS3 microtubule associated cell migration factor
Exons: 24
Coding region: 111-2843 (910 amino acids)
Biological process (GO): response to starvation; autophagy
Cellular component (GO): cytoplasm
Molecular function (GO): protein binding
Source: RefSeq, a predicted model, not a curated record
CUAAAGCAUCUGUUGUUUCCGCUGCAUGUCAGCUUCACUGUGGCGUUUUGUGAAGACCUCCGUUGAUCCGAAUUCAAAACACAAAACCUCUGGAUACUGAGUGGUUGACCAUGGCGUCUGACUCCCCGCGCAGACCGAGCCGCUGUGCUGGUGGGGUUGUGGUUCGAGCACAGGCUGCAACAGAGCAGUCAUACAUGGAGAGCGUAGUUACGUUCUUGCAGGAUGUAGUCCCUCAGGCGUAUACUGGGACACCACCAAAUGAUGAAAAAGAGAAGAUUGUUUGGGUCUGUUUCGAAAAAACAGACAUCAAUGAUGUGGCCCGGUUACCUGAGUUCCAAGAGAUGCACGGCAGCAGCACUGACCCACCUCUCUGCUUGAUGAUUGGCUACACUGAUGGAAUGCAGAUUUGGAGCAUAUCACUGAACGGGGAAGCGCAGGAGCUGUUUUCGGUACGGCACGGGCCUGUGCGAACUGCUAGGAUCCUGCCUGCUCCUCAUAUCAGUUCCCUCAACACUGACAGCUUCGCUGAGAAACGGCCCCUCCUCGGCGUGUGCAAGAGCACGGGCUCUUCGGGGACAAGUCCCCCUUAUUGCUGUGUGGAUCUUUAUUCCUUGAGAACAGGAGAGAUGGUCAAGUCCAUACAGUUUAAAACGCCCAUCUAUGAUCUCCACUGCAACAAAAGGAUCCUCGUCGUUAGUCUCCAAGAAAAGAUCGCUGCCUUUGACAGCUGCACCUUUAUGAAAAAGUUCUUUGUCACAAGCUGCUACCCCUGUCCUGGGCCCAACCUCAACCCUAUAGCUCUGGGAAGCCGGUGGUUGGCCUAUGCUGAGAACAAGCUGAUCCGGUGUCAUCAGUCCCGUGGUGGGGCCUGUGGAGAUAAUGCCCAGUCCUACACUGCCACUGUCAUCAGUGCUGCUAAAACUUUGAAGACAGGACUGACCAUGGUGGGGAAGGUCGUGACCCAGCUCGCCGGUACAUUGCCAUCAGGGGCGCCUGAUGAGGAGAGCACUGCCCAUAGCGGCACCCGCCGCAGCCCACAUCAGCCUGGAGUCGUCACCAUCAUAGACACACACACCGUGGGAGAGGGACAGGUUCUUGUUAGCGAGGAUUCUGAUGGAGAAGGAGUGAUUGCGCAUUUUCCAGCACAUGAUAAGCCUAUAUCCUGCAUGGCGUUUAAUCCGAGUGGUAUGUUACUGGUGACUGCAGACACCCUUGGCCAUGACUUCCACGUUUUCCAAAUCUUGACUCACCCAUGGGCGUCUUCACAGAGUGCGGUUCAUCACCUAUACACACUUCACAGAGGAGAGACCGAGGCUAAGGUGCAGGACAUCUGCUUCAGCCAUGACUGCCGCUGGGUGGUGAUCAGUACUCUUCGUGGUACCUCUCAUGUCUUUCCCAUCAACCCGUAUGGUGGACCGCCAUGUGCACGCACACACAUGUCCCCACGUGUGGUCAAUCGCAUGAGCCGUUUCCAGAAGAGUGCCGGACUGGAGGAGAUUGAGCAAGAGCUAAGCAGCAAACAGGGUGGCCGAUGUAGCCCCAUUCCUGGCCUCUCUAGUAGCCCAUCUGGAUCACCGCUACAUGUCAAACUCACCAGUCAAGAAUCCUAUAACAACUUCACCAACAACAACAUGGGUAACCCACGCCUGUCUCCAUUACCCAGUUUGACGGUCGUGCUUCCAUUAGCUCAGAUCAAGCAGCCGAUGACCUUGGGAACCAUCACCAAGCGCACUGGCAAAUCCAAGCCACCUCCUCAGAUCUCUCCAAGUAAGUCCAGCGGUGGGGAGUUCUGCGUCGCUGCAGUCUUCGCCUCCUCUCGCUCUUGGUUCAUCACCAACCCCAACAUGAAGAGAGAGAAAGAUCAGUCUCGCCAGGCUGUUGUCGAAUCACUGUACAUCCUGAGUUGCUACGGAAACCUGGUGGAGCACGUGCUGGAGCCUCGUCCAAUCAGCACGGCGCAAAAGAUAGGCGACGACACGCCUCUGGAGCUGAACACCUGUCCGAGAGCCUGUUGGAAUCUAGCCAGGACACCGCAGUGGAAUGAGCUACAACCACCUUUCAACAGCAACCACCCCUUGGUGCUGGCCUCAGACUUCGUGCAGUACUAUCAAUACCUCCUGACUGGAUUGGCUCCUCCUGGCAGCCCUGGCCCCAUUACCCGUCAUGAGUCUUACGACAGUCUGGCAUCCGAUCACAGUGGACAAGAGGAUGAAGAAUGGCUCUCACAGGUGGAGAUUGUGACCCACACAGGCCCUCACAGGAGACUCUGGAUGGGGCCUCAGUUUCAGUUCAAGACCAUCCAUCCGUCGGGUCAGACCACGGUUAUCUCAUCCAGCUCCUCUGUACUACAGUCACAGGGGCCCAGCGACACCCAGCAGCCUCUUCUUGAUUUCGACACGGACGACCUGGACCUGCACAGCCUCAGGAUCCAGCCGGUGCGUUCAGAACCCGUCAGCAUGCCUGGAUCCUCUCGCCUGGUGGCCGACCGAAGAGGCCAAUCUACAGUCAUAGAUACCGGCUCAGGCAUGUUUGACCGCAGCGUCACCCUGCUGGAGGUGUGUGGCAGCUGGCCUGAGAGUUUCGGACUGCGUCACAUGUCCUCUGUGGAAGCCACGGAAGAGGGCCUGAAGGAGAGGCUGGCAGAUGCAAUGUCAGAGUCGCCCAGCAGAGACAUUGUGGGCUCUGGGACAGCAGAGCUCCAGAGGGAGGGAAGCAUCGAGACGCUCAGCAAUAGUUCUGGCUCCACCAGCGGCAGCAUUCCCCGAAACUUCGAAGGCUACCGGUCCCCUCUCCCCACCAAUGAGAGCCAGCCUCUCAGCCUCUACCCCACCGCAUUCCCCUAAAACAGCCAUCCCGCUCACAUCUCAGACCCACGGAAACCUCUCUGUCGCCUUCGGACAAUCCUGACAGUACAACCACAACACAUCAACACAACUCCAUCCUGCUGCGCUAUAUCUUUUCUCUCUUCUUUAAAAUGUGGGUUUUCCUUUAAUCAAAUUCGGCAUGCAGGAAAACCAGUUCAAUGAGGCCAGCGUUAACAUCCUUUGUCUUUCACUUACCUUGUAGAUUAAUAGAGAGAGAGAGCGCACGUAUAUUAACCUUGACGGCUCGGAUGUACAGUAAAAGGGAUCCAUGGGAGUCAAAAAACGUGUCAUAUUACCAAUAUCAUUAUCAAUCGAACUUCCAGUGCGUAUCUUUAUUGAAUGCGUGUGUCAGUGAGAGUGUGUUCAUCAAAUACAUGUCCUGAUUACCUCUCAAUAGUUGAGUUUAGGCUGAUUUAUUUUUCUUUGAUCAACACAUCAAUAGUGCUUGAUAUAUUUUAGCAGACACUGAUUUGAUUUUAUAGGUAAUCAAUCAUCAUGGUUAUGUUUACAAUUUAAUCUUGUGUUACAUUAUAGUGUUUAUUAUUCUGCACAUUUUUUCUGUAUAUUUGAUUUGUCAUUUUCUUGGAUUCCGUGUUAUUUGGUUUAUAAAUUAAGUGGAUUCGAAUGGUUUAAAUUCCUUUAAAUUUAUGAAAUGUAUUGAUUCUUUCAAAAGGGAUUUUUGCGUUCUGAUGUUUCCUUGUUUGAUUGGCUUCACAGGAUAUUUCACAGCAAAUUUCAUUCAGCUUGGGUGAUUUAGACAAUUUAGACACUACCCAAAUGUUAAAACCAUAGUUGCAUCAUGAUCAUUAUUAUCAACAAUAUAUCAUUUUGUAUUAGCUUGUUUAUUUAACUCUUUUAAAUGGCUUAGUUUGAAGAAUGUUUUAGCUUGCUUGACUGGAUGUAAUGUUUUACAUACACACACAGAGUUAUUGAUAAAUACCAAUUAAACAAGAAAUAUAAAUACACAGUCCUUGUCAAAAGAGCCUGCUGUUGGCUGACAGACCUGUGCAUGUUAAAAGCCUCAGUAGCUGGAAAGGAAACGUGAGUUUGUUCACAUUUAUAACGGCAUUCAAGUUGGCAUGACUUUAAGUCUAAAUGCAGUGCACAUGCUUUGUAUGGACUAUAUUUUUUCUAAUAAUACUAAUGAAAUGUGAUCUUGAAAUAGGAAUUUAUGCAAGCGAGUUUAACGAGUCUUCUAUACAUUGGCGUGUUUGCUUAAUACAGCAUAUGCAUUCUGAGUCUUAGUUUGUUGUUUUCCCUUGUUAACUUACCUUGCUUUCUCCUGAAUAUAUUUGUUAUACAAAAAAAUAAUAAAUGCAUUUAAAUGACGAGAUAAAAGUCUGGGCCUGAGGCCGC